This is a messenger RNA of Capsella rubella, 3094 nucleotides long. RefSeq lists its product as uncharacterized. Lineage: Eukaryota; Viridiplantae; Streptophyta; Magnoliopsida; Brassicales; Brassicaceae. The coding region runs from base 67 to 2925 and encodes 952 amino acids. The record is from RefSeq and is a predicted model, not a curated record. The transcript has a single exon. Gene Ontology annotation, biological process: meristem maintenance; meristem development.
UUUUUUUUUUUUUCUUCUUUCAAAAUCCCUAGCUUUGCUUCUUCUCCAUCAUCACCAUCUAUAGAGAUGGAUAAGGCAUCUCCCUCAUCAGCCGCUGAGAAUCUUCUCAUUGAAGAGAGAGAAGAAGUCAUGGUUACUAAGAAAGGUCGUUGCUUGAGAAAAACCCAUUUCUUAAAACCUUUUGUUACCUCCACCAAAGAUGGCUCUGUGUCCGAGCUUCCUCGUCGUGACUACCAACAACGUCCCUCUUCUGAUUUUUCUUUGGAGCUAAAGCGCUUCUCUUCACAGAUUUCCUUCUCUGGGUUUUGGUUUGCAGAGGGUCCUUUCUUAUCUUGGGUUGAAAAGAUGGAAGCUUUACACGCACCCACUUGGAGAAAAGCUGGGAUUUUUGACGCAAUCAAGGCAUCUACUUACAAUAUCUCCAGAAACACGGCUUUGCUUCUCUCUGUUACUGAGAAAUGGUGUCCUGAAACCAAAUCUUUUGUCUUUCCUUGGGGUGAAGCAACGAUUACGUUAGAGGAUGUGAUGGUGCUUUUAGGGUUUUCUGUUUUGGGCUCUCCGAUCUUUGCCCCUUUAGAAAGCUCGGAGAUGAGAGAUGCCGUAGAGAAACUGGAUAAAGCAAUAUCUGAGACUAAAUGCAGCGGUAACUAUGUGAGGGUAAGUUCAUGGAUUUCGAGAUUUUCAGGUAGAGGUGGUCAGAUGGAGCAUGAAGCUUUUCUGGUUUCGUGGCUUUCGCUUUUUGUAUUUCCUGGUACAGCUCGUCGUGGUAUUUCCAAGUAUGUUACACCAAUCGCUGUUCGUUUAGCUAGAGGUGAAAGGAUUGCUCUUGCCCCUGUUGUUCUCGCUAGCCUCUACAGAGAUUUGGGUCGAAUCUGUGAUUUUUCUAGAGAAAAAUGUGCUGACAAAAUUAACUUCAAGUCUCUGUUUAAGUUAGUACAAGUUUGGACAUGGGAGAGAUUCAGAAACACAAGACCAAAAGCUAGAGAGAUACCCAAAGGUGGACCUAGGAUAGCUCAGUGGGGCGCUCUGCCACAAAGAAAUAAAAUGAGAUUGAGUUUUGAUGAUUUUGAGUGGCGUCCUUACACUAAACCGCUAAAGAACUGGAACCCACUCCGGUUUUACCUUGAGGAUGCUAUGUGGGUGACUGUUGAUGACAAUGUGGAUGAUGAGUUUGCUUCUUUUGCUAGAUGUGUGACAGUUUCUCAGCUUGUUGGAGAUGGUUUUUUAGAGGAUUACUUCCCCAAUAGAGUGGCGAUGCAGUUCGGUUUGGCUCAAGCUCUUCCUGCUUUGGUUUCUCGUCACAGAAACUGUACAGAAAAGGAGGCUUGGAAUGAUUACAGUAAGUCACUUGAUGGUUUAAAGCUCUACAUGCCUUGUCGCCUUGACCGAGGUUCUGUCACUGCAAGAUACCGAGUCUGGUGGCUGAAUUCAGUUUCAAAGUUUUUGGGUUCUGCAGAAAUGCAGAAAGAAACAAGUGAAACUUUUACUGCAAGGAAUAAAUCUGAUCAUGAUGAUGAUGAUGAUGAUGAUGGUGAUAUUGGUGCAUCUCCCAAGGUACUGCCUUUGAGUCAUGUGGUUCAGAAAUUGGAAGAAGGCUUGUCUGCAAAACGCAAAAUAUCUAGAAUGCAUAGGUUAGUAAAGCAGGAUAAGAUAGGAGGGUUGGCAAACGGUCGUGUAUCAUCAGGUCGGAAGAUGAACAAGAAAAAGGAGGAUUUUACAAAUAAGAGAAGCAUUAACAAGCCAGUGCAGCUGAAGCGAGCUCAUGAGGAUGAUGAUGAGAGUUCUAUGGAUGAUGAAGAUGAUAACAUAACUAUUGAUGCAUCUCCCAAGGUACUGCCUUUCAGUCAUAUGGUUCAGAAAUUGGAAGAAGGUUUUUCCUCAAAACGCAGAAGAUCUAGGAUGCAUAGAUUAGUAAAGCAAGAUAAGAUAGGAGGGUUGGUAAACAGUCGUGUAUCAUCUGGUUGGAAGAUGAACAAGACAAGUGAGGAUUUUACAAAUAAGAGAAGCAUUAACAAGCCAGUGCAUCUGAAGCAAAGCAUUUACAAGCCAGUGCAGCUGAAGAAAAGCAUCUACAAGCCAGUGCAGCUGCCACAAAGCAUUUACAAGCCAGUGCAGCUGAAGCAAAGCAUUUACAAGCCAGUGAAUUUGCCGCAAAGCAUUUACAAGCCAGUGCAGCUGAAGCAAAGCAUGUACAAGCCAGUGCAGCUGCCACAAAACAUUUACAAGCCAGUACAGCUGCCGCAAAGCAUUUACAAGCCAGUGCAGCUGAAGCAAAGCAUUUACAAGCCAGUGCAGAUGAAGCGAGCUAACGAGGAUGAUAAUGAGAGUUCUAUGGAUGAAGAAGAUGAUAACAUAACUAUUGCUCGAAGGAUCGGAUCUAGAAAGAAGUAUAGUAGUGAUGCAGAGAAUAAUGUCGGAGAUGCUUCUCAAACACUUGGAAAAAGAACUAGAAGAUAUCUGGCAGUGGACAGCGAUGAUGAUUCAGAGCCUUUUAAAAAGCAUGCGUCGAUUGAAGUAGAGCAAAGGAGGGAAAAGGAUGAUGAAACUGCAAGCAAAUCACAGACGAAAAGGGAGAUUCUUAAUGAUUUUGAGGUUGACGUGAUUGGAAAUACUGCAGAGAAGAAGAGUAUAAUCGAUGGUGAGCAACAUAAUGGAUCUGUUGUGCAAGGCAUUGGAAGAGAUGGGACGAAAAAAUCAGAGUGCUUGGUCCAAGAAGACGGAGAAAAACAGAGGUGCAAUGAGAAGUUGUGCAGUGAAGUUAAGAAAGAAGAAGAGCUUGAUGAAAGACUGAAACAGAGAAAGCUUGCAGUAAAAGAGAUAGCACUGAAGCUUGAGGCACGUAUUGCUGAGAUGGAGAAGACUUUGGCGAUGAUUACAGUGUGGAAAACCAGAGGAAACCAGACUAAAAAUGGAGUUUCUGCUUAGUUAACAAAACAGCAAAUUGUCACACAUAUCACAAUAUUUGAGUGUGAUUGUCUUUUGCCCAUUUUUACUUUUGCAUUUGAGAGAACUUACCAGAAACAAAUAUUUAUGGUGUUGUUAGUAUUAGAAAGACAUAUCAAAUAGAGGAAACAUUACCUUUGCUUUUGAAUUA